This is a messenger RNA of Orycteropus afer afer, 441 nucleotides long. The record is from RefSeq and is a predicted model, not a curated record. Lineage: Eukaryota; Metazoa; Chordata; Mammalia; Tubulidentata; Orycteropodidae.
AUGGUGGUGGGCCUGGGCUCCCUACUGUUGGUCUUCAUGCUGGCUCUAGGUCUGACCCCACCAACCCUGACUCAAGAUGCCUCCAGGUACAAACACUUCCUGACCCAACACUAUGAUGCCAAACCAAAGGGCCGGAAUGACAGAUAUUGUGGGAGCAUGAUGGAGAGACGAGGCCUGACCACACCCUGCAAAGAGUACAACACCUUCGUUCACGGCAACAAGGGUAGCAUCAAAGCCAUCUGUGAAAAUAAGAAUGGAAUCCCUUAUGGGCCAGAUUUAAGAAUAAGCAAGUCUUCUUUCCAGGUCACUACUUGCAGGCAGGUAGGAGGAUCCCCCUUGCCGCCAUGCCGGUACAGAGCCACAUCAGACUUCAGAAAGAUUGUUGUUGCCUGCGAAAAUGGCUUACCUGUUCACUUUGAUGAGUCCUUUUCCGAUCAAUAA